GGUCCCCAAAUCAUCAAUAUUAGUAAGUAGCUAUCCAAUUCCAGAGUUUUCUCAUUGAACCAACAGCAAGUGAAAGCAAGCUAGGCAGUCCCGGCUAUGGAGACUUCGCCGUAUCGCGGCCACCGGUUGUUCUUGGAGAAGAAGACAGUUGCAGUACCUCCUAGUCCUACUGAUGCUUACGCAAGCGAAGCAACUAGUUUCGACACCAAUAUGGUUUUAGUCAUAGCAUUAUUACUAUGUGCAUUAAUUUGCUCUUUAGCUCUAAACUCCCUCGUCCGACUCGCUCUACGAUGUGGCUACAGAGUCUCCUCCAAUUCGGCAGACUCAAACCAAGAACAAGUCACCGGCCUGAAGAAGAAGACGCUGACUCAGAUUCCGGAGAUGAAAUAUGAAUUGUCAGGACUAAAUGUAACAGAUUGUCCAAUUUGUCUUGGAGAAUUUGCGGAAGGUGAAAAUGUGAGGAUGUUGCCUAAAUGUAAGCAUGGUUUUCAUGUUAAAUGUAUAGAUAAAUGGCUGUAUUCACACUCGACUUGUCCGCUUUGCCGGCAACCGUUGGCUGAUGAGUUGAGUACAGUGUGUUGUGGUAGUACAGAAGACCGGGAAGUGCAUGUACGAGUACGGAUUCCAGGGUUGCCGGAAUUUCGGACCGGCGGGUAGGAGUUAGCUCGCUUGUUUAGUGAUGAUGUUUGAUUCUCAUUUUUAUUGAUUUUUUCUGUCACGAAAUUUCGUGGUGUUGGUGAAGUGCGGAUUUUUGUAUAAUUGUUAUGUGGGGUACCGUUGAUGUUUGUGCAAA
Mercurialis annua (annual mercury) is the source of this 793-nucleotide messenger RNA. RefSeq names its product RING-H2 finger protein ATL74-like. The record is from RefSeq and is a predicted model, not a curated record. NCBI's taxonomy places the organism in Eukaryota, Viridiplantae, Streptophyta, Magnoliopsida, Malpighiales, Euphorbiaceae. Gene Ontology annotation, molecular function: transferase activity. The transcript has a single exon. The coding region runs from base 97 to 657 and encodes 186 amino acids. Gene Ontology annotation, biological process: protein ubiquitination.